GCCGUCUUGACCGAGAUCCUACUGUACCAUUUCAAACCCGAGUCUGCGCUACUCUACAGUCUGCGGAAGCAGGGGAGGACCGUGCAAAUUCCCAACGAGCUCCGGGAUUCAAUCCGCUGCCAAGGCACUCACCAGUCACCACUUCGGGGAAAAAAGGCUUAUCUUUGAAAGAGCUCGAGCACUGUGUCUGUUGUAAAAUUCGUUCGUUUCCGUUGUCUCGGAAAAGCAACAUGCUGGUAUAGUAAAUAUAGGGGAAAUAGUUGUUUUUUUAUUCCUUCCAAGCGCACAUUUCUGUUGGAUUUUUAUCUGAAUAAUGAUUUAAUUUCGUGGAUAUUUUCGUUAUUUUCUUCCACGGUGGAACGUGCGGAGCACGAUGUGCACAUGCGGUGGGACGCUCAGGGGUCUCCUGACAGUUCUCAGUUGAGUGUUGGAGAUUUGAUCGGUAAACAUUCGCUUGUUUUGUUUUUACACAAUAUAUACAUAAUUUAUGAACGAAUGAAAAAAUACCAAGAAGGACUGCAAAGAUUCGACAUUGAUCUUUUUUGAAAGAGUUGUGCGUGCAGUCUUCUGCAUGGUUGCUAUAGCCAACAUCUCAUUGCCAUUUUAAUUUGUUUAAUUUAACUUUUCCAUCCGAAGUGCCACUGUUAGCAUCAUUUCCGUAUCAUGUAUUCCCAUUUCAAUACAAUUCCGCAAUUGAGACUCGGCUAGUUUAGCCUAAAUAUCCAGCUUAUUUCCGUACCGUAAUUGGACCGAGGAGAGAGCACAGAACCAACGGAGACAUGGCUAAAAACCUGUCCGAGGGACCCAAUGAGCUAGAUCUGAAUCAGCUACCGGACGAAGAGCUGCUGCAAUGGGGCAAGGAGCAGCUGGUCAACAGGCUAAGGAGAGUGGACAGCGAGAAGUUAUACCUGAUGAUCGAGCACGGCAACAUGAUGAAAGACGUUAACCGGAGGCUGCAGGUGCACCUGCACGAGAUCCGCAACCUGAAGGAGAUCAACCAGAAGCUUCAGGACGACAACAACGAGCUGCGCGAGCUCUGCUGCUUCCUGGACGACGACCGGCAGAAGGGCAAGAAGCUGUCCCGGGAGUGGCAGCGGUUUGGCCGGUACUCCGCGAACGCCAUGUGGAAGGAGGUGGGCACCUACCAGCUGAAGCUCAAAGAGCUGGAGGCCAACCAGGAGACAGUGGUGCGAGAGAACACGGACCUGAAGGAGAUCAUCUUCAUGCUGGAUGAGGAGAGGAACGGAGCCGGUUCCCGGAGCUCCAUAGACUCUCAGUCCAGCCUCACCAACCUGAACGGCGGGACAGGGAUAGUUCGGGACUUCGGGGAUGGCAGUAGUACCUCCAGCAUGGGGAGCGCAGGUAGCCCUGACCACCACCACAGCCACAACCACAUACACAAGCUGCCCGCGGAGAGGGAGGGCAAGCUGGGCAGCACCUUCCAGAGGAGGUCCAUGGAUGACCUGUCAGCGCCACACCAUCACAGGAGCAUCCCUAAUGGACUCUGUGACUGGAGUAUGUUCCGUGAUUCUUCCGAUGGCAUUGAGGAGUACACCACAUCAGUCACUGGCUUCAUCAAUCAGUGCAUCGACGACUUCGUUCCCACAGUGACUAGCCUUGACAACAGCCAACAGCUCCCGGUCCCCCACAUCAUAGUUUCGCUCCGCCGGGCUGAGCUUAUUCGAAAAGACAGCACAGGGGCGGAGCUUUGGUGGCGUACCCGAGCGCUGAGACAGCACCGCUCCUACCCCAGCCUCGGACGUGUCCACCUCUACUAUAAAUGCCAAGGAGGGAUCAGGAUGAGCCAGCAGGGGAGUCGAGGUAAACAGAGCCUUCAGGUGACCAAAAGCCCCGUUUGCCCCAGCUGA
Molecule: messenger RNA, 1868 nt
Organism: Oncorhynchus masou masou (cherry salmon)
Lineage: Eukaryota; Metazoa; Chordata; Actinopteri; Salmoniformes; Salmonidae
Product: coiled-coil domain-containing protein 85C-B-like
Exons: 3
Coding region: 780-1868 (362 amino acids)
Cellular component (GO): apical junction complex
Source: RefSeq, a predicted model, not a curated record